GAAAUAACAGGUAAAAAGCUUCCUAUCAUUAGAUUAACCCCAGAGGUUUCAUGGACUGGGACGCGUAAUAGUUAAAGAGCGACAGCGCUGAGACGUCAGUGUGCGUUUUUAACGGAGUGCACUUUGAACUGAACAGCUGACACGGGGUGAGUCCGGUGGAGAGAAGGGAAACGGUUCCCAGUGUAUAAUCUGACACUGAUGUCCUCCGGGUGUUGUCCAAAUAAAGGGAAGUUGCCUUGAACUCCGCCAAGCAGCAUGCAUGACAGCAGAUCGGAUGACGCUGGAUCCGAACCAGCUGUCAGCAAUGCGGACACCCACGGCAGCAGGAGGUCAAGACAGAGAAACGUUGUGGAGCGACUCUCGAGGUAUGGCAUGCAGGUCAUGCCGGCUGCUUUCCAGCAGCGUAGGUCGAUGCAGCAGAGGCAGAGAGAGGUCACUGACAGCUCGGCUCCCGGAGGACCUCAGAGAGAGGCUACGGAGAGAGGAUCGCUCACACCCGCCAUGCGUAAAAAGUACCUGAAAGAGCUGCUUUUGAGCAACUCAUCACACGGCGGGUUAAGCAGCGUGCUGUCCUCACAAACAGAACGCGUGUCAUCGGCGCAGGACGCAGACUGGGCUCUGUACCCGAUGGAGCACGCGUGGAUGCUGAACGCAGUGGAGGGGAGCUAUGAAACCAUCCUGGAGUUCAUCUCCACGGACCCGUAUCUCCUGACCAGGAAGGAUUUCAUCAGCGGGUACUCGGUUCUGCACUGGCUGGCCAAGAGAGGACAGGGCGAGAUUCUGGUCAAACUUUUGAGGUUUGCAGAAGGAGCGGGGAUCCCUGUGAAUGUGAACUUGCGGGGCAGCGGUGGGCUCACGCCGCUGCACGUCGCCAGCAUGCACAAGCAGUACAUGGUCAUUAAGCUGCUGGUGGGGGCAUUCGGUGCCAGCGUCGAAGCCAUGGACUACAACGGCAGGAGACCCUGGCAGUAUCUGGAGGGAAACGCCCCGCAGGAGAUGAAGGAGCUUCUGGGCACCUGGGACGAUGAACACAGUGGCGGAUAUGCGCAAAACAGCAACAACAACGGCAACAAUAACAGCGCCGGCGCGAUAAACACGACCGUGCAUGACGAGGUGGAUUAUGGAGACAGAGAGGUGGUCAUGAACCCCUUUGAGCGGACCAAGAGGGGGGGCAGCUGGGGGUUUGGGUCUCUGAGGAAGCUGCUACCCUCGUUUUCAUUCCUAGGAAACAAGAGCUGAGUGACUGAGAGGGUCCUUUGAAUGUGUCUGUCAUUUUUAUAUUCAGUGAGUUGCUGACCUAAAAUCGUCAUCCUUACAGGCCCAACAAAGUCAGUGCUUACAGUGUACACUUCAUCAUUCUAGUCUUUCUCUUGCUUGACUCUUACUCUAAAGCAGUGUUCUAGAUGUACACCUCUUUCAGGAGAGUUCAGAAAAAAAAGUUAGUUAAUGGAAACUCACUGAUCUGCCUACUGAAAUUGCAGAAUUGACUUCUUUUGGGGAUUGGUCUGAAAAUUGUGUUAAUUUCCUUAGUGGUAUAUUUCUACCACCUUAGGAAUACUACAUAGACAAACUUGAGAUGAAAAACCUUUUUAGUUAGUCUUGCGUCCAACACUUGAAUGGUUGCAUGUCAGGAAGGUUUGGCACUUCAGUUACAGUAAAACAGCCACUUCUAUACAUUUCAGAAUCUUUAUAUUGCAUUUGUUUUCACUUGACAUCCCCUUAAUAAAAAUAUUCAAUGAGCUCUUCAACUUGCCUUCUUGCUGACCCACUUCCGUUUAUGUACACAACCUAACAGUUACGGCUGACGUGGCUAACAUUUCCAGGACAGUUUUCCACAUUUUCAGUCCAUAAACAUUUAGUUUGACCUGCUUCUAGUUUAGCCUCAAUGAAGUUGUUUUCUUUAGCUCCGGCUACAAACCCAGAGUUUAAUUUCCUGCCCACAAUCUUCCAUGAAUAGUGACUCCGAAGAAUUUUCUGUGGUCAAGAGGGUGAAACCCCCUUCUGAGUGCUUCCAUUUCUACAUAGCUGUGUCAGCACUUCCCCAUCUUCAUCUGAUUUUCAUUUAUGUUACAUGAAAGCAAAAUAAAAUCAUUUUCAGUUUGAUCACA
This is a messenger RNA of Labrus mixtus (cuckoo wrasse), 2108 nucleotides long. RefSeq names its product sosondowah ankyrin repeat domain family d (gene sowahd). Gene Ontology annotation, molecular function: protein binding. The coding region runs from base 256 to 1239 and encodes 327 amino acids. NCBI's taxonomy places the organism in Eukaryota, Metazoa, Chordata, Actinopteri, Labriformes, Labridae. The record is from RefSeq and is a predicted model, not a curated record. The transcript has 3 exons.